AUGUCGAGUCUUGAAGAUUUAAUACCUGUUGUUAAUAAACUUCAGGAUGUUAUGUACGAUGCCGGAAUUGAUAACUUAGACCUACCUGUCCUAGCGGUGAUAGGUUCCCAGUCAUCUGGUAAGUCGUCUAUAUUGGAGACGCUAGUUGGUAGGGACUUUUUGCCACGUGGUACCGGUAUCGUUACCAGAAGGCCAUUGGUUCUUCAACUAAACAAUAUCGAUCCGGACUCUCCAUUGGUUCAUAACCAUAAUAACUCGUCGUCAACAUCUCUAGAUGGGGUUAAUGGUGGAUCAGAAUCUCAUGAAGAAAGGGAAUUAACAUUGGAAGAUCACUUGAGAAAGAAUACUAAUUACAAACCAGAAGUUAAGAACGAGUGGGGAGAAUUCUUACAUAUUCCAGGUCGUCGCUUCUAUGACUUCUCAGAGAUUAGAAGGGAAAUUGAAAACGAGACCGCCAGAAUUGCAGGUAAAGAGAAGGGCAUUAGCAGAAUUCCUAUUAACUUGAAGAUUUAUUCUCCUCAUGUUUUGAAUUUAACGUUAGUCGAUUUGCCGGGAAUUACUAAAGUUCCAAUAGGUGAACAACCUCCAGAUAUUGAAAAACAGAUUGAGAAUCUGAUCUUAGAAUACGUUGCGAAACCCAACUGUAUCAUAUUAGCUAUUUCUCCAGCUAAUGUGGACCUUGUUAACUCUGAAUCUUUGAAACUAGCAAGGGAGAUUGAUCCUCAUGGUAAAAGGACUAUUGGUGUUAUUACUAAAUUGGAUUUGAUGGAUCAGGGAACAAAUGCGUUAGACAUUCUAUCUGGUAAACUUUAUCCUUUGAAACUAGGAUUUGUAGGUGUUGUGAAUAGGUCUCAGCAGGAUAUUCAGCAAAACAAGAGUGUCGAAGAAGCAUUAAAUUCGGAGGAGGAGUUCUUUGCCAAGCAUCCAGUUUACAGAACAAUUUCUACUAGAUGUGGUACCAGAUACUUGGCUAAACUGCUAAACCAAGUGCUUAUGAACCACAUUAGAGAAAAACUUCCAGAUAUUAAAGCUAGGUUAAAUACUCUAGUGGGGCAAACUGAACAAGAGCUAGCUAGGUAUGGGGAUAACAAAAUAAUCACUCAAGAAAACAGAGCUGGUCUUGUCUUGCAACUAAUGAACAAAUUUGCAACGAAAUUUAUUUCCUCAAUUGACGGUACUUCAUCAGAGAUAAGCACCAAAGAGCUUUGUGGUGGUGCUAGAAUAUACUAUAUUUAUAACACUCUCUUUGGAAAGUCUUUGAACUUUAUUAAUCCAACUUCUAACUUGUCCAUGAACGACAUUAGAACGGCAAUCAGAAAUUCUACUGGUCCUAGACCAUCAUUGUUUGUUCCAGAAUUAGCAUUUGACUUGCUAGUUAAACCUCAAAUCAAACUGUUAUUGGAUCCUUCCCAACGUUGUGUGGAAUUGGUUUAUGAAGAAUUGAUGAAGAUCUGUCAUAAUUGUGGAUCACCAGAAUUAGCAAGGUACCCAAAGCUACAAAGUAAAUUGAUUGAAGUGGUAAGUGAGUUGCUAAGAGAACGUUUAGGCCCUACCCGCUCGUACGUUGAAAGUUUAAUUGAUAUUCAUAAGGCAUACAUUAACACCAACCAUCCAAACUUCCCUAGCGCAACGGAAGCAAUGGCUGAAAUAGUUGAAGCAAGGAAGAAUAGAAAAUUGGCAGAUAAAAGACAGAAGCAGAGAGAGGCAGAGAACCAAAUGCUGUUAGAAUCUCAACAGAAGGCGCAACAGGCUGCUAGAAAUCCAGAUGUUGCGGAUGAUAACGAUCAAGAUUUGAAAGUUGACUCUGAUUCUACUGCUACCAGUGAAAAUGAUUCCGAUGAAGAUGUCGAUAUGAAACAUUCAAAAGACUCGUUUUUGAAUUAUUUCUUCGGUAAAGAUCAAAAAAACAACUCAUCUAAAUCGACUACAAAACAGGACUAUAAUAAUAAGGAUUCAUUUGGAUUGGAGGGUCUCCAAAUUCAAGACUUCAAAGGCAAUGAUGCAGGAAAUGAAGAAGCCAAUACUGAUUCAGAUGUCGGAUUUACUGAACGUGAAGAAUUGGAAUGUGAAUUAAUUAGAAGGUUGAUUGUCUCUUAUUUCUCUAUUGUUAGGGAAAUGAUUGAAGAUCAAGUUCCUAAGGCCGUCAUGUGCUUAUUGGUUAACUAUUCCAAAGAGUCGGUUCAAAACAGGCUAGUUACUAAACUUUACAAGGAACAACUGUUCGAUGAAUUAUUGAUGGAAGACCAAACAUUAGCUCAAGAUCGUGAAAAAUGUGUUAAACUCUUGGAAACGUAUCAAAAGGCAUCUAGCAUUAUUGGUGAUAUUCUUUAA
Messenger RNA from Kluyveromyces marxianus DMKU3-1042, 2331 nucleotides. RefSeq names its product dynamin-related GTPase DNM1 (gene DNM1). Gene Ontology annotation, molecular function: microtubule binding; GTPase activity; GTP binding. Gene Ontology annotation, cellular component: cytoplasm; mitochondrion; membrane. Gene Ontology annotation, biological process: peroxisome fission; mitochondrial fission. The transcript has a single exon. NCBI's taxonomy places the organism in Eukaryota, Fungi, Ascomycota, Saccharomycetes, Saccharomycetales, Saccharomycetaceae. Bases 1 to 2331 code for a protein of 776 amino acids. The record is from RefSeq and is a predicted model, not a curated record.